Molecule: messenger RNA, 2544 nt
Organism: Uloborus diversus
Lineage: Eukaryota; Metazoa; Arthropoda; Arachnida; Araneae; Uloboridae
Product: kanadaptin-like
Exons: 1
Coding region: 209-2377 (722 amino acids)
Molecular function (GO): mRNA binding; protein binding; RNA endonuclease activity producing 5'-phosphomonoesters, hydrolytic mechanism
Source: RefSeq, a predicted model, not a curated record
UUUUAAAAGUAAUUUUUUUGGAUGAAAUCUUAGUUUCAAUCGUUGUUCCACAUUGUUCGGUUCAUGUUUCUGCUAUUCGAAAUUUGUUACGGGUAUUAUGACUGAUGAAUGAAUUAAUGCGAUUCAUAUUGUUAGCAAGAUGAAAAUUGUGGAGCAUGUUUAUUGAAUCGUCAAGUCAUUAUAUACUAGUUCAGGAUUUAAAAAAAAAAUGAUUGACUCCUCAGAUUCUACUGACUGCUUCAAGGUGCCUGAAAAAGUCGCUGAAAGGAUACCUGAAGCAGUCGCAGAAAAAAUACCAAAAGAAGUUGCUGAAAUGAUGCCUGAAAAAGUCGCUGAAAAAAUACCAAAAGAAGUUGCUGAAAUGAUGCCUGAAAAAGUCGCAGAAAACAUACCUGAAAAAAUUGCUGAAAACGUACCUGAAAAAAUCGCUGAAAAGAUACCGGAAAAAGUCCCCGAAACGACGCCUGAACAGAAAUCGGAAGGUUUUCGAAAACCAGAGUCGCUAAAAAUUGAAACCGAGUCUAGUAAACUCAACCGUAAAUCUGAAAAGAAGAUAAGAGCAUAUGUCCCUUUACCUUAUAAAGAACCUGAUUGGAGUGGAGUACCACCCCCUAAUUUUUGCUUUGAAGUUAUAAAGAAUGGAACAGUGGUCGACACAAUAAAGGUACUGUCAUCAUUUAUAGUGUUUGGAAGAUUAGAUACUUGUGAAAUUGUUCUUGAACAUCCGUCUGUUUCGAGAUUUCAUGCAAUUGUUCAAUACUGCAGAGGCGAUGAAUCUCAUCCUAAGGGGUUUUAUUUGUACGAUUUGGGAAGCACACAUGGAACAUUUCUCAAUAAGCAGCAAAUUAAAUCAAACAUUUAUUACAAACUGAAAGUAGGAUAUAUUGUAAAAUUUGGAGGAAGUACUAGGUUACAUGUAUUUCAAGGACCAGAAGAAGAACUUGAGGCUGAAGUUAAACCUGUCGCUGAAAAAAAGGAUGAUAAUGUGUGUGAUUGGGGUAUGUGUGAAGAUGCCGAUGAGGAGGAAGAUUUAACUGAAAAUCCAUUUGCAGUAUCAACUCCAAAUGAGGAAUUGUAUAUUGAUGAUCCGAAGAAAACUUUGCGAAAUUGGUUUGAAAGAGAAGGCUAUGAAGUGGAGUAUAAUGUUGAAGAAAAAGGCUUUAAAACCUUUAUGUGUCGUGUGCAGCUCCCCAUCGACACUCCAAGUGGUGAUUUUAUGUCAGUUGAAGCAUCUGUUUCUGGAAAGAAAAAAGAGGCUGUAGUCGCAUGUGCUUUAGAAGCCUGUCGGACAUUGGAUCGUCUUGGUUUGCUUCAUCAGUCCAAACAAGAGAGUCGACAACGAAAGAAGAAAAAGUGGGAAGAAAAUGAUUAUUAUGAUAGCGACGAGGAUACAUUUCUGGAUCGUACUGGUGUGAUUGAGCGGAAACGGGAAAUGAGGAAAAUGGCAGAAAAGAAGUUUGAAAGCGAGACUUAUGAAAGUUUGCAGAUGAAACUGAAAGGUAUUGAAAUUGAAAUUGAGGACAUUAAAAGCAAAAUCUGUGCAGAAAAAAAUACCACAAACAGUGCCGCUUCACAAAGAGAAGAUGAUUCGCUUGAUGCUUACAUGUCUACAUUAUCAGAAACUGAUAAAGUGCCAAGUGAUAAAUUUGAAAGAACAAAGUUAAAAGUGCGAUUAGCAGAAGCUGAGAAAGAGAAGUCGCGUCUAGAAAAAAUGUUAGACAUAGCAAAGCCUACAAAGCUUCCACCUGUUGCAUCUUAUCCAGGCAUGAUUGGUAAAAGGUUAAAAAGUAAAUUGCAAUUACCUGUUGCAGAUAAAAAGGAAUCCUUGAAACAGUCAGGCCUUCCAGGGGAUGAAGAAGAGGUUGAAGAUGAAGAGGAUGAUCUCGAUUCUUCCGUAAAGUUAGACAAAAGCAACAAAAUCCAAAUUUCUACUACAUCUGGUAAAGUACAAACUCCUAAAGAAACUGCUACAAAUAAAAUUGUGGAAAAUAAUAUCAAACUUGAUUCUGAAAUUAAAAAUGUUGAUAAUGUUCGUGUAGGAAAAAAUUUUGGUCUUAUGACGAAAAAUGAAUAUGAAUCGACUAAAAUGGAAAUAGAAGAGGCUUUGGAAAAAAAAGACAAUAAGCCUUCUAGUUUGGAAAAACAUUCACAAAUCCCUUCUAAACGAGUCAUUGGUCCCGAAAAACCUGUUGAAAGUGAACAGUUAGAAAAUAUGAAUGUUUCAGCUGCCAAACGAGUUAAACAACGAAGUAAGUCGAAACCUGAGGAAAAAGUAGACGUGUAUAAGAUAGAAAAUGCUGAAUAUUCAAACUGGAUUCCUCCAAAAAAUCAAACUGGGGAUGGUAUGACACAUUUGAAUGAGAAGUAUGGUUAUUGAAUGUUUUCAACCAUGCAAUGUACAUAAAAUAUUGAUGAAAAUAAAUUUUUGUGCACAUUUACUGUUUUUAAUUUUCACUAUAUUUUGUGCCAGUACGUAAUUAAUUUGCUUACUCUUCAAUUCACACUAUUUACAAUUUUUGUUAGAGUAAUUGUUUUGCUCCCAUC